Molecule: messenger RNA, 2094 nt
Organism: Peromyscus maniculatus bairdii (prairie deer mouse)
Lineage: Eukaryota; Metazoa; Chordata; Mammalia; Rodentia; Cricetidae
Gene: Ccdc51
Product: coiled-coil domain containing 51
Source: RefSeq, a predicted model, not a curated record
UCUCCCCAGCCUACGGGCCAAUCAGCUGUCAGCCAGCAGACGCAGACGGAUGACGUAGACAGAGCGCGCUGCUACACCUGACAGGUUCCUGCGGGUCCCGACUCGGGGCCGCUCUGUCGCUGUUGUGCCGGGACUCUGGGCGGUGCUGUCGGGAUUACCCGUGUUGCGGGAUCCAGGAGCGGCUGCCCGACCGCACCUGCGGCUGCCCCCGGCGGCAUUGCGUAGAAUACAGAGCCUCAGAGGAGCAGGUCGUCUUUCUUGAGACAGGCAGCAUUCCGGGCUUAGCUCUCUUUGACCUCACUCACCGCGGCUGACCCGGCUUUCAUGUAUCCAGAGACUCUUUUUGGGAGGAGGCUGGAAGAGUAGACUUGGGGAGAAGGAAUGCAGCUGUUCUCUUGGAAGCAGGGCUCUUCCAGAAUAGCGAAUGUUUCAAGGAGUCUUUAUGUCCCGAACGCUGGUGGUAUAGAGAUGAAUGAAGCUCAAGAGGUCAAGGAAGGCUCCCCGUUAGUGGUCCUUGAAUUGUCCAACAGAUUGAGGAAAAAUUGGCAAGAAAAAUGGGUAAGAGGCUGACGCAUGAUGUUGCUGAGAAAAAUCGUGCUUCGACAAGGAAACCAGGUGGAAGUUACUACGGCUCAGAGAGGAGCUCUUCCGAUGACGGGGUGUAGCCCUGUGUUUGCCAUGCAGCACAUUGUGGGUGUGCCCCAUGUGCUGGUACGAAGAAGCUUCCUUGGAAUGGAGCUCCUUAUGACAAGGACUCUGUGCAGUCCAGGUCCCAGCCAGCCCAGAGAGAAGCGACCAGAGGCUGCGGCCUUAGGGUUGUAUCACCGCCUCCCAGCAUUGGGAAGAACGCUGGGCCACACCAUUCAGCAACAAGCAACCUCCACCGCCAAGGCUUGGUGGGACAGAUAUGAAGAGUUUGUGGGACUCAAUGAAGUCCGAGAGGCUCAGGGAAAUGUGACUGAGGCAGAGAAAGUGUUCAUGGUGGCUCGUGGCCUUGUCCGAGAGGCUCGGGAGAAUCUAGAGGCGCAGCAGGCUAAGCUGAAGGAGGUAAGGGACCGUUUGGACCGAGUCUCCAGGGAGGACAACCAGUACCUGGAACUGGCUACUUUGGAGCACAGGAUGCUGCAGGAAGAGAAGAGGCUCCGCGCAGCACAUACGCGUGCCGAGGACUCAGAGCGGGAGAAGUUCUCUCUCUUCUCUGCAGCUGUGCGGGAGAGCCACGAGAAGGAGCGCGCAAGGGCCGAAAGGACUAAGAACUGGUCCCUCAUUGGGUCAGUUCUCGGAGCUUUGAUCGGUGUGGCCGGCUCCACCUAUGUUAACCGUGUCCGGCUACAAGAGCUGAAGGCCUUACUCCUGGAGGCACAGAAAGGGCCUGUGAGUCUCCAGGAGGCCAUCCGUGAACAGGCUUCUAGCUACUCCCUCCAGCAGAGAGACCUCAAGGACCUUAUGGUAGAUCUGAAGGGCCUGGUGCAUGCUGGGCAGGACCAGGGCUCUGGGUCAUCAAUAGGUGCCUCUUCUACCCGAGGAAAAGACAUAGAUGUCCUUUCAGCUGCCAUGAAAGAGCAGCUCAGUCAUUCCCGGCAGGUCCAUUCCUGCCUAGAGGGUUUACGAGAGCAGCUUGAUGGCCUGGAGAAAACGUGCCGUCAAAUGGCUGGGGUGGUUCAGCUCGCAAAGGCCGCAGCAGCACACCCGGACCUGACGGAGCCAGCAGCCGGGGCCCUGCCCAGCUCUCUGCUGGAACAAGGGAGCAUGAUCUUGGCCCUGGCUGAUGUGGAGCAGAGGCUAGAAGCCCAAGUCAACAGGAAUACUAUCUGCAGCACGCUGGUCACCUGUGUGACUGUUAUGGCCACGCUUCCUGUGCUCUACAUGCUGUUCAAGACCAGUUAGCCCUGGGCUCCCUCUUCAAAGGGGCCUAAGGGGGAGUGUGGCUUUUGUUGGUGAGAUGAUGAAUCUUGAGGUACACAAAACCUCAGACUGACUGAGUACCAUCUGAGGGGCUCACCAGCAGGUAUAUUUUAUUUUACAGGUAAUACGUACAUUAAUUAUCAAAACUUUGUGCAAAUGUCCAAUUAAAAUAUCUAAGAAUUUGUAUUA